AUGUCAGAGAACCUCUUCUAUCUAUCACAGCCAAUGCGACCCCUUACCGCAGAGCACUUUAACGGCCAUUUGGCAAGCGACCAAACCUCAACAACCCCUCUCUCAGGGGACGCACAAGCGAUCAAAGAUGGUUUCGACCAUCUGGGAGGAUCGACUGACCCUAGGAGUGGUUUUGGAAGGAUACCCCAAUCUUCUCCGCCCGAUUCCAAAGGGGAUCUGAACACCGGCGUGGAUACGCCAGAUGCGGGUAGCGCUGCGAAACCACAACCCGUCGCUGUUUUCCCUUCGGGUCCGACGAAUGCAUCCCCGACCAGUGAACCGUCAAGCAAUCCAGUCAUAACUACUCCCAACCCCGCGAUCCCAUUGACUCCAGGCGGCCAAGCAAUCAAAGAUGGUUUCGACCAUCUGGGUACGGCUGGUGACCCUCGGACAGGACUUGGAAAGAUUCCUACUCCCCCUGAUUCGAUUCCGCCAACGAACCACCCGACCUCUCCAAGUGCUACCCAGCCAGUUGACGCAGUCCCAACAUCAGACUCGAAAAGUGAACCAUCUGUUGCAGUAGAUCCCAAGACAGCCCCUUUAACUCCAGACGGCCAAGCAAUUAAAGAUGGGUUCGACCAUUUGGGUACAGCACAUGAUCCCAGAAAAGGACUCGGAAAAAUUCCUCCUCCCCCUUCUUCGGGUGUCGCCACUGACUCAAGCGUCCAACCUCAGCCAUUGAGCGACGCGACGUGGUAG
Molecule: messenger RNA, 738 nt
Organism: Laccaria bicolor S238N-H82
Lineage: Eukaryota; Fungi; Basidiomycota; Agaricomycetes; Agaricales; Hydnangiaceae
Exons: 5
Coding region: 1-738 (245 amino acids)
Source: RefSeq, a predicted model, not a curated record